Molecule: messenger RNA, 4840 nt
Organism: Coregonus clupeaformis (lake whitefish)
Lineage: Eukaryota; Metazoa; Chordata; Actinopteri; Salmoniformes; Salmonidae
Gene: tcp11l2
Product: t-complex 11, testis-specific-like 2
Exons: 10
Coding region: 1542-3149 (535 amino acids)
Biological process (GO): signal transduction
Source: RefSeq, a predicted model, not a curated record
AUAUUUUUUGUUAUCAGUAACACAUGCUAGUUUGUAACUUAGCUAGAUAGCGAAACCCUUUCAGCUUGUCAACAAUCACCUAUGCUAUGUUGCUAGUUACCAAUGUCUUGUUGGGGUCAUGUUUAUCCAUGUUGGCGUGAUUGAGCUGGAUGUAUGUAACCGUAACGUUACAAACCUGAACCCACUUGAAAUUGGGGAGUUGGCGUUAGCAUUAUUGUUUACAAACACACGAAUAACAAUUUAUAGAAUCUAGUUAGUAAAAAGCCAUUAGCUCCUUAUCUGAUUAAUCUAACGUUAGCUUGCUAGCUACGCUUGCGACUUCAUAUCCGCAACCGUAACAACUAUUGCUUGUAGCUACAUUUUAAUUGGAGUUGCUAACUUCAGUAUAAUUCUUCCACUGUAGAGGAUCAACAUGCAUUGCAAUCAAUGCGAACUCUUUCAGCGACAGUUAUUGUCUUGCGUUUCUUUUGGCACAGGCAGAUCUCUUCUCGGUCUUGUCCAGCUCUCUUGUUUUGGUGCUGCAGGAUCACGUGUACUUAUCAGUGACGCGUGUGUGGAUAUAUUGGUUUGUGCGUGCAGCUCGUACAGUGCACUGCAGCUUAACUGAAAAUUCCCUUUACUGUAACAAACCUUGUAGGGCUGAGCGACGAAUCUGAGAGUGGAAGACUCGUCUCUAACAUGUAGGCUCAAUUUUUGUGAACAGUCCCAUCACAAGUCAGACGGUUGAAUAAACUUCAUUUGAACGUACUUUAUCCAUUUACAUUUUAGUCAUUUAGUAGACGCUCUUAUCCAGAGCGAUUUACAGUUAGAGUGCAUACAUUUACCCCUUGUCUGCUGAUUUUUGUCCUUAUGUAGGAGGUAAUCUGAGACAAAGUAUCCGCAGGGAAGUGUUCUUAGCCCGAAUUUCAAUACAAUGGUCUAAAUGGUUGGCAUUUCCGGUUUUUAUUUUCAAUACUGAUGCAAUUGAGUAUGAGUCAUAAAACCCGGUAAUGGCUGGUGCGGAAUAGUAUCAUGUUUUCCAUGUGUUUGAUGCCAUUCGUUCCAUUGUUUUGAUAACGCGCAAAUCUCUCUUGGACAAGGUAACUUUAAAAAAAUGUGCAAUGCUAACUAUUGAUAAAAGUAAAUUGAGGCAAAUAUAUUGAUAAAACUCACCUUGUAAAAGAGAGAGAAUUACAUGGCUAUCAAAAAGUCAUGCCAAGGUAAGCCUAAACCAAACACACAAUUAAUUAGAUUUCAUGAUGUGAAAAAUGAAUGAAGGAAAAACCAUUGGAGCUAUUUGCGUGGUAUUAUGGGUAUUAUGAUGCAUCCACUGUGGCGGACUUUUCGUAUGUGACAAACGCUUGUCUGAGCCUAACCGAACCACAGCUGAUUGCAAGGAAACGUGUUUUGGUCAAAUACCUUUGGUUACAUUAGGCUAUUGUUGACAUAUUGUGCAAUGCCUGAAAAGAUUGAAAAUACAAGUGACAGAACCUACCGGCACCACAACCCUCCUACCUCCAAAAGGACCAACCACAUGUACAACUGGUAAACGCUAGCCCGCCAUGCCUGGGAAUGACGAGCGGCCCACCUCCAUGUCCACCACUGGCAGCGAGGACGCCAGCAGCGACGCCGAGUCGUCUUCGGACCGCUAUGACAGCAUCACGUCUGCCAGUGACUUGGACUGCUCCCGCCAGAGCUUCACCAGUGACUGCUCCAGCAGCAAGCACAGCUCGCCCUCCUCCAGCCCGCCCAAAACUAUAACACUGGAUGAGGUCAUGUCUUCUGCCCGGGACCUGUCCAACCUGACCCUGGCCCACGAGAUCAUCGUCAACCGUGACUUCCAUGUGGAGCAGCCCUACCUACCUCAGAACAGUUUGGAGAAGCAAGUCAAAGAUAUAGUUCACAAGGCGUUCUGGGAUAGCCUGGAGUCUGAGCUGAAUGAUGACCCACCAGAGUAUGAGCACGCCAUCAAACUGCUGGAGGAGAUCAGAGAGAUCCUGCUGUCGUUCCUGAGCCCGGGAGCCAAUCGGCUGCGGACUCAGAUCCUGGAGGUGCUGGACAUGGAUCUGAUUCGCCAGCAGGCGGACAAGGAAGCGGUGGACAUACAGGGCCUGGCCUCUUACAUCGUCAACAUCAUGGGCAAGCUGUGCGCCCCCGUCCGCGACGACGAGGUCAAAAAGCUCUGCGAGAACCCCGACAACGUUGUGUCAAUGUUCAAGGAGAUCUUCCGGGUGCUGGACCUGAUGAAGAUGGACAUGGUGAACUUCACCAUCCAGAGCCUGCGGCCCGAUCUGCAGAGGCAGUCAGUGGAGUACGAGAGGGCCAAGUUCCAGAGCAUCGUGGAGAAGACUCCCAGUGCGUUGGACCAUACCACUGAGUGGAUCAAGUCCUCUCUGGAGGAGGUGCUUUUCUCCAUGCCAACCAUGGAGCAGCCCAACGGCCAUGGGAAGGUGGGGAAAGCCCUGCCAAGUCCCCUCCUGGUCUUCAACAGUGGAUUCAUCCGCAUCCUCACCUGGGACUACCACAAGAGCCCACUGCCUGAGACCCUGAUGACAGACGAGGUGCGUCUGCAGGAGCUCCAGCGCAGGCUCCAGCUGCUAAAGGCUGUGGCCUCCGUGCUGCUCAUUGUCUACAGCGCCAUCGGAGGGCCCAUCUCGGCGCUGCCCGCGCUGGUCGAGCGCCUCAAAAGGAUGACCAGCGUGCUCCUGGAGGGCAUGCACAGCACGGACUUUAACCUGUCAGAGGCUCUGGGGAACGUCAGUGCUCAGAUCUGCUGUGAGCUCAACAAGUCCCUGACUGAGAGGAACUACCCAGCAUUGCCCCCAGAACUCCAGGUCACCCUCAAGGGCCAGAUCACCAGCAUCACCCAGGAAAACAACCCUAUCCGCAGUCUUGUGGAGGGAAGGGUCCAGCAGUACUUCCGGGUGCUCCUCGCCACGCCCAACUCUCACGUGAACCCGCCCCCGACGCCCGGAGGCUUGGCGCUGAUCCAACCGGAGCUCACCUCCUUGGCGGUCACCUUCGUCAGCCUGGUCAACUUCAACAAGCAGGUCUACAGCCCCUUCUACAUGAUGAUCCUCAAGACCCUGCUAUUCAGUAACGCGGUGCCUCCACCGGUGGCCACCGCUCCCCAGGACCCCAGCAUACAGAACCCUGUGAACUCCAACUAGGACCGCCAACCUACCUACCGAGCCAGGAGCAAUACAAAGCUGGAGCUGAUGACACCUUAUUUGAAAAAGGGGCAAAGAAAGGAAAGACUUAGCAGCUAGCUAAAUCCCCCCCCCCAUCCCUAACCCUCCUUCCCUUUAGAUGAAGUAGUAUCACAGCUACGUUUUGUCUAGAAUGUCGGGGUACGUGCAUUAGAGGUGCAUCAGGAAAAUGACAACGAGCGAUUGUGGUGCACGUACAAGCUUUGACUAAUCCACCUACCACUGUCGUGUACUGCGACAUCCACUUUGUGACACCUGAUCUGAUCUGUUAGUGAGAUUUUGUGUAGAUUCAUACCUAAAAACGGACCCUAGUGUUUUAUGUGAGGAAUCUUUCCCAAUGUCCUUUUUAGUUAGAUUAGGGUACGUUGUGAAUCUGCGUUCGCAUGGAAGGGAGUGCUCGACAUCCGUUGUCCUGUUAUUUUGGAGAGUGUCAUCGGAAAAGGGUAGAACGUUCAUAAAAUGCUACUGUUACAAAGAACAUUUAUACACAUUUCAUAGACUUUAUGACAUAAAAGGGAAAGGCCUAUAUAUUUAUAAUCAUAUAAUUGCCAAUUUUUAUAACAUCACAUUUCAUAAGCUUUAUGCUGUGCAGAGCAGGUUAAAUAAAGUUGAUCAGUAACUGUUUGUUACACGUUGAGGUUGACAAACCCAGAACACAAAAUGCUAUAUUAUUCAUGCCAUUAGCCUAUUCAUUGAAGUGCCACCAUUUGAAUAGAAAUAUAAAAAUAAUUGUUUUUAACUUAUGUCUUGUGAUAACUCGCCAUUAAACUGGUUAGAGCUCGGGAAAUGUCAUCUUGAAUGAAAACAAGAGACUUGUUUUUAUUGUUGCUUUCCAACAUGUCGAAGACGUGUUUAAAUCACUUGAGCUAAAUUAGGAGACUAAUUAAUAUAUAUAUAUAUAUAUAUAUAUAUAUAUAUAUAUAUAUAAACGUUUUUAUUUUAGGGACUGAUUAAUUGAUAUGGUUAUGGCAUCACUAAACCUGAUGGAUUCUGACCUUUGACCUUUUGGAGAUAUAUAAUGCAUGUUUUAUUUUGUGUUAACAUUUGUUGGAAAACAUUUUGUUGUAUGUUAGCCCUUGGAUAGUAUUCAGUAAUUUUGUUGGGCUGUUUGAAUGUGUUGAUUUAAUGUAGUGUUUGUUUUGUUAUUUCGUAUCAGUGGAUUUAUAAAGUCUCUUGCUUGAUAUGUUGAAGGUACCAGUAUUAGUUGUCCUUCUAUACCUAUAUUUCCCUAAAAGCUAUCCAACAGCUGGACAUUUCUGGACAUUUUAUGUAAUAUCUAUCUUUGGUUUAGAUAAGUCAAGUCAUGAGAGGUGCUGAAGAUGGUUGUUUUGAAAUGUCUAUAACUUCCCACGAUGGAACUUUUUGAUGCAGAAUAAACAUUGUAUGUUGUUAGCUUUUAAAGUUCACUUGAAUAAAUACAUUAUCUUCUCAUGUAAUGCAGCUAUAAUACAAUAAACCCUCAUGCGUUACCUAAUUAGUCUUGCAGUGACCUGUGUGUGUGCGGGCUUAUUGAAAAUAGUUGUCUACAUACAGACACAACAGUCAAAGACAGUUGUAAUACGUGCAAAGGGUAUAGAUUGUAUAGAUUACAAUCAGACAAGGAAUGUAAGAAGAACUCUGUGACCUGAAAAAUAAAUAAUAAUAAUAAAUCA